GAGAAGUAUAAAAGCUCGAGCGAAGAGGGUGGAUGGACCAGACCUUGACCGUAACCGUAACCGUAAUAGUAUCGUUUCCACGGAGUCGACCAUGUCCAGAGUGUUUCUCUUGCUCGUGGGCCUGUGUGCCUUCGCGUCGGCCCAGGACGAAAUGAAGCUCGUUCUCAGAGUUUUCGAGGAGUGUUCGGGGCCCGGUGUCGAGGCGAGUCCCUGCCUCAAAAUGAAGCUCAUAUCCGCCCUUGACAGGGCGUCCAGGGCCAGGGAUCUGGAGAUCCUGGACGGCGUCCAUCUCAUCGGGGAGGAACAACAGGAAAACAACGCCGUAAGCGAGCCUGAACUCGAAGCAUCGCUACCCAGAUCUUUGGACGACAAGGAAAACGCCCUUGACGACAUCAUCCUGGACAAAGUAACAAAAUUCGUGCAGAGUAGGUCCCUCCAAUUUAAACUGACCAACCUCAGCGAAAUCCCAAGGAGCCUCGGAAUGGAGGAAGCUCGUCGUAAGAAGAAAGGUGGCGGAAUCAUUCUCUUGUUGCUCAUGAUGGUCGGCUCCAUGGUCAAGCUCAAGCUCGGUGCUCUUGCCGUCCUCGCCGGAAAAGCUCUCAUCAUCGCCAAGCUCGCCCUCGCCCUCGCAGCCAUCAUCGGACUGAAAAAACUUCUCAGCCACCACGACGACCACCACGACUACCAGGUGGUACAGGUACCUCACCACGGUCACCACAGGAGAUCCGUCGACUUACCCUACAGGGCAUACGCACCCAAGGAAGAAUAGGGUGCAAAGAUCGUCGUUUCAUCCCGUGUAUAUUUCUCUCCCUAAUUUAUCCACCAACUAUUUAUUAUCCAUUAUUUAUUAAU
Molecule: messenger RNA, 852 nt
Organism: Cimex lectularius (bed bug)
Lineage: Eukaryota; Metazoa; Arthropoda; Insecta; Hemiptera; Cimicidae
Exons: 2
Coding region: 92-769 (225 amino acids)
Source: RefSeq, a predicted model, not a curated record